AUGGCGGUCAAUUUUGAACUAUCUUCUCUUGGUACAGAAGGACAUCUUCUAAAAGAUACUGAAAACGAAGAAGAUGGGAGAGGAACUAAAGAGCAGGAACCUAUUAAACACAAACCACCUCCAUUUUUAGAUAGAAAAGAUAGCCGACACGUUUUAACACCUAGGAAAGGAGAGUCUCUAACAAACACACCAAGAAGUACUCCAGCAUCCUAUAAAAAGAGAGCCAGUGCAUCAGUAAUAAGGAGAAAUAGCUCGAACACUAGUUUUAUGUCAACUGGGACUUCAGGUGAUUCUGUCACUGAUGAGCUACUGGAUAGAAGCUUUACUGACUGGCUGGAAAAGAAAGAGAAAGAAAGAAAGAGCCUUAGGCAAAGGAUAAAGGAAGAAAACAUUAGGAAAGAAGAAGAUAAAGCAUCAAAAGAGGCUUUAAUGAAUGAGAAAUCAGCUAAAGCCGUUGAAAAAUGGAGACUGGCAAAGGAGAUUGUUAUAAAAAAGCAGAAAAAAGAACAAGAAAUAAUUAAAAAGAAAGAAGAUGAAAAAAAACAAGAUGUAAUUGAGAAGGAACAGAACUCUUCUGAAAUAGCCGAGAAAUGGCGACAAGACAAACUAAGUGUUCUGCAAGAGAAAAGGAGAAAAGAGAAACAAAAGUUGCUUGAAGCUGAGAGAGAGAAACAAGCAGAGGCAAGAGAACUUUUGGAAUCAGCAGCAGAAGCCUUUAAAUCAUGGAAACAUGGUAAAGACAAAAUAUUGAGAGACUCUGUAAUAAAGAAAAGUAAAGAGUCCAAAGAGCAGGCCCAAAAAACAAUCCUCCAAAUCCAAGAGAGACAGAUACAGUCUCAUAAUGCCUAUAAACAAUGGAAAGUAACUAAAACUAGAAAACUAAAAGAAACAAAGACACUUUUCACUUAUAAUCCUAACCCAAGACAACCUCCCAGGAACAACAAAUGGAGACCAGCAAGAAGUGUGCAAUAUAGCUACCCCAAUGAUCCCACAAUAAAAAGAACAACUGAUAAACUUGAAUCUACACAAACAAAAGAGGACUCUUACAGCAGCAGCUCGUUUGAAGAAGAGAGAGAAGAGAAAGAGGGAGAUACAUAUUCUGAGCAUGAUUCAGUUGAUGGUAGCAAGGACGAUGAUAAUUUGAGAAGAACAGGCCAGUUGAAAACCGUAACUGUGUGCUGUCAGACAUUAGAGUACUGGUGUACAUGCAAAGAGAGAAAUAUCGAAGAGUAAUUUAUCAUAAUUCAUAUCACUAUUUUCUGUCAAAUUUCUAAAAUUAA
Amphimedon queenslandica is the source of this 1280-nucleotide messenger RNA. RefSeq lists its product as uncharacterized. Gene Ontology annotation, cellular component: astral microtubule. Gene Ontology annotation, molecular function: microtubule binding. Gene Ontology annotation, biological process: mitotic cytokinesis; mitotic spindle assembly; regulation of mitotic cytokinesis. The record is from RefSeq and is a predicted model, not a curated record. The coding region runs from base 1 to 1233 and encodes 410 amino acids. The transcript is spliced from 4 exons. Lineage: Eukaryota; Metazoa; Porifera; Demospongiae; Haplosclerida; Niphatidae.